AUGGUUGCUCCACAAGUGCAACCACUGCAAAAUCCGUUUGAUGAUGCUGCAUUUUAUUUUGAUAACCAUCAAACACUGGCAAAUAAUUAUAUGGAACAGAAUAGCGAUAAAUCUCAUACAAUUACAUCUAUACAAAUAGUAGAAAUACAAAAGAACACAAAAGCAUUGCAACAGAACGGAAAUCGCACGAAACCACUAAACAACAAUAUUUUAAAUCAAAAUUAA
Messenger RNA from Parnassius apollo (apollo), 225 nucleotides. Lineage: Eukaryota; Metazoa; Arthropoda; Insecta; Lepidoptera; Papilionidae. The record is from the annotation of a GenBank genome assembly.